AUGCAGUCUCCUUUGAUUGCCGCUCGGCAAUCAUUCGUUUCUCUUCCCUUCUUGCUGCCAUCUUGGUGUGAACUGGCCUCACUAUCAGGAAGACGUUAUCAAUCCACCUAUCGGCGAACCAAACAGCGACUUCGCAUCAAGCCAGACGAAUCUUUUAACCCAUCCACAGAAAAGGACGACACCAUCUUGUUCAAUCCCCCAUCGAGCGCGCCAAACGUCUUCCACACUCCAUCUAAAUUCCUUCCAGACUCUGACGUGCGAAAGCCUCUCGCAGCCACAGCUCCUUCUGGAAAACUGCAAGCCGGAUCACCAGAGGAACUCCCCUCGGCCAACAAGCCUACAGACUACAAAAGGACCCAUGUACAGAAUCAUAUAACCCCCGAGGAAGUGAAGGAGAUCCGGAGACUGCGCAUUGAAGACCCGGCCAAGUGGAGCCGGUGGAAGCUUGCGAGGCACUUUGAAUGCUCUCCUCGCUUUAUUGCUAAUGUCUGCGAAGCCAUUCCGCAGAAGCAAAAGUAUGAGCUGCAGCGACAGGUCUUGGAAGCUGUGAAGUCGAGAUGGGGUAAUGUGCGACGCAUGGCGAGGGAAGACCGUAACCUUCGGAGGCAGGCUUGGGCUAGAGAUGAAUGA
This is a messenger RNA of Talaromyces atroroseus, 630 nucleotides long. RefSeq lists its product as hypothetical. Bases 1 to 630 code for a protein of 209 amino acids. Lineage: Eukaryota; Fungi; Ascomycota; Eurotiomycetes; Eurotiales; Trichocomaceae. The record is from RefSeq and is a predicted model, not a curated record. Gene Ontology annotation, cellular component: mitochondrial large ribosomal subunit. The transcript has a single exon. Gene Ontology annotation, molecular function: structural constituent of ribosome.